AUGCAUAUGCAGAUGUGCAAGUUUGUAAGGGUUGUCAUAUUAGUAGUAUUGGAGAGGUUUGCUGAUUGCUGUACAGUAUCUUCAUGUAUCAAGUACCUCAUCUGUGGCUGUAGUUCAGUGAAUACUCCAAAGACUCCAAAUGGUCAUCUUGCAUAACACCUGAACGGGCAAUUUGGCAUUACAGAUAAGCUGGUGUAACGUUGUGGGCUUUUUUCCAAAAAGAAGUGGUCUUGAUUCUGGUUCUACUUGCUUUUCCUGUGUUGUGUGUAACAAUUGUUAGGUGCAGGGUGAAUAAAGUCAGAAGAUGAGUUUACAGCUAUACAACCAUGAAGGCAAAUGCAGAGUGGAACAAAGCCAGCAGCGGGGCUACCUCUCAUGAAAUACUGUAAUUGUACCAUAGAGAAUGUAUUGCCUCCAAGUGUUUGGAAAGAACAGUUUGCCCUUCUGUGACAUGUUAUUGUGAUCUGUGGCAGCUGGAAUGGGCCUGGCUAAACCUAAUCCAGUGAAAGGGAAGUCUUCAGUCAGGAAAUUCUGGUGAUUAAAGAUCAUGGCAACCAUAGAGGAACUGGCCCAUCAAAUUUUUGAACAGCAAAUGGGAAAGGUUACACAUUCCCAGGAAGGUGGUACACAAACACUAAUGGAUGGGACACCACAACGAAUACAGAUUGUCCCUGCAGAUUCGGGCCUCUCUUUAUCACAGCGUAUACAGAUUGUCACAGAUCAGCAGACGGGCCAGAAGAUUCAGAUUGUUACAUCACUUGAUCAGAGCUCAGCAGGCAAGCAGUUCAUCUUAACAAAUCAUGAUGGCUCUACCCCAAGCAAGGUGAUCCUUGCCAGACAAGAUUCCACUCCAGGAAAAGUUAUCCUAGCAACUCCAGAUGCUGCAGGUGUCAACCAACUGUUUUUUGCAUCCCCUGAUAUAUCUGCACAACACAUCCAGAUUUUAACGGACAACUCCCCCAGUGAACAGGGCCUAAAUAAAGUGUUUGAUCUGUGUGUUGUGUGUGGAGACAAAGCAUCAGGGCGUCAUUAUGGAGCAGUAACCUGUGAGGGGUGCAAAGGAUUCUUUAAAAGGAGCAUACGGAAGAAUUUAGUUUAUUCCUGCCGAGGAACGAAGGACUGCGUCAUUAACAAGCACCACCGGAAUCGCUGCCAGUACUGCAGGCUGCAGAGAUGCAUCGCCUUUGGGAUGAAACAAGACUCUGUACAGUGUGAGAGGAAACCUAUUGAAGUGUCAAGAGAAAAAUCUUCCAACUGUGCAGCUUCUACAGAAAAGAUCUACAUUCGGAAAGAUCUUCGUAGUCCAUUAGCUGCAACCCCAACUUUUGUAACAGACAAUGAAACAGCAAGAUCAACGGGUUUGCUGGAAUCAGGAAUGUUUGUUAACAUUCAUCCAUCUGCAAUAAAAAGUGAACCUACUCUGCUGAUGACUCCAGAUAAGGUAGAAGCAUGUCAAGGAGAUUUAAGUACACUGGCAAAUGUGGUGACUUCAUUAGCAAAUCUCAGUAAAUGCAAAGACAUGUCACAAAGCAGUACAGAGCUAUCCAUGAUCGAAAAUUUGAGUAAUGGAGAUGCAUCAUUAUCUGAACUCAAGCAAGAAGAACAAGCUAGUAGUGAUGUUACAAGGGCAUUUGAUACUCUUGCAAAAGCAUUAAAUCCAGGAGAGAGUGCAGCAUGCCAGAACUCUGAAAGUGUUGACACCAGUUCACAGCUGCUUGGUGGAGAAACAAGCAUGAACAUAGUUGAAAUAGAGGGGCCACUACUCAGUGAUGCACAUGUAGCAUUUAGGCUCACCAUGCCUUCUCCUAUGCCUGAUUAUCUUAAUGUUCACUAUAUCUGUGAGUCUGCCUCCAGGUUGCUUUUCUUGUCCAUGCACUGGGCACGUUCCAUUCCAUCUUUCCAAGCUUUGGGACAGGAUAACAGCAUAUCAUUAGUAAAAGCCUGCUGGAAUGAACUUUUUACGCUUGGUCUAGCACAAUGCUCACAAGUUAUGAAUGUGGCAACGAUCUUAGCUGCUUUUGUUAAUCACCUUCAAGGCAGUUUACAACAAGAGAAGUUGCCAACAGACAGAGGAAGACUAGUAAUGGAGCAUGUCUUCAAAUUGCAAGAGUUUUGUAACAGCAUGGUUAAACUGUGUCUAGAUGGAUAUGAAUAUGCAUAUUUGAAAGCAAUUGUCCUCUUCAGUCCUGAUCACCCAGGUCUAGAAAAUGUGGUACAGAUUGAGAAAUUUCAAGAAAAAGCUUACAUGGAGUUCCAGGACUAUGUAACAAAGGCGUAUCCGGAUGAUACUUACAGACUGUCUAGACUUCUUCUCCGAUUGCCCGCUCUUAGGCUGAUGAGUGCUGCCAUCACUGAAGAGCUGUUCUUCGCAGGACUGAUUGGCAAUGUUCAGAUUGACAGCAUCAUCCCAUACAUUCUGCGAAUGGAGACAGCAGACUACAACUCUCAGAUCAUAGGGCACGGUGUGUAAAAGUAGCAGUCCAGGAUUCUGUACCAUGGCAGUCAUGGUGAUGUAAAUGCAUACCCUGUCUCCAAGAGAUGGUCAUAAGCCUUCCAAUGCACCUUUCCAAAGAAGGCUCAUAUUCCUCCUUUCCAGUACACUUGGGAAAUGUGGUGGAGUGUAUUAGGAUAUAGGAUCCCUUCCUGUUCUUCAUCUGUCUUCAAGGACUUGUAAAUUAACUUGAUAUCUGAAGAAGGUCAAGAAUUGUCCAUCCUAUUUUUGUAGGUAGACGGACUUGGAAUAUUUGUUUAUGAAUUUCAGGCUUAUGAGGAAACGGAAGAAGCUUUGAUUAAAUUAAGGUAUCUCAACUUAGUUUGAUGUUUUAGACAAAUAAAUUAACUUUCCUCUC
This is a messenger RNA of Onychostruthus taczanowskii (white-rumped snowfinch), 2849 nucleotides long. RefSeq names its product nuclear receptor subfamily 2 group C member 1 (gene NR2C1). Lineage: Eukaryota; Metazoa; Chordata; Aves; Passeriformes; Passeridae. The record is from RefSeq and is a predicted model, not a curated record. Gene Ontology annotation, biological process: negative regulation of transcription by RNA polymerase II; anatomical structure development; cell differentiation. The transcript is spliced from 15 exons. Gene Ontology annotation, molecular function: zinc ion binding; nuclear receptor activity; RNA polymerase II cis-regulatory region sequence-specific DNA binding. Bases 548 to 2470 code for a protein of 640 amino acids.